Molecule: messenger RNA, 1224 nt
Organism: Miscanthus lutarioriparius
Lineage: Eukaryota; Viridiplantae; Streptophyta; Magnoliopsida; Poales; Poaceae
Source: the annotation of a GenBank genome assembly
AUGGCGCCUAGGGCUGCUCCGGCGCUGCGGGUGCUCCCGCUGGCGCUCGCAGCGGCCAUCUUCUCGGGGCUCACCGCCAUACUCAUCUACCUCUCCGGCAUCUCCUCCUCACAUGGCGGCGCUCGGCUCUCGGAGGCGGACCUGGCAGCGCUCGCCGCGCUGCGGGGCAGCUUCAGCAAGUGCGUGGAUGCAAAUGGGCUAGGACUGAAAGCGGUGACUGGGGAGGACUACUGUCGAGUUGUGAUACAAUACCCAAGUGACACAGUUUCUAAGUGGAGAGAUCCAAUCACCCAUAAGGUUGAAGGUCUGUCGUUUGAGUUCAAUCUGUGCGAAGCUGUAGUCUCAUGGGAGCAGGUCCGAAACAGUACAACAGUACUCACAAAGGAGUACAUUGAUGCUUUGCCAAAUGGCUGGGAGGAGUAUGCAUGGAGAAGGAUCAACAAAGGAAUCCUUCUGAAUAAGUGCCAGAACAGAAGCCUUUGCAUGGAAAAGCUCUCACUAGUUCUACCUGAGACAUCUCCAUAUGUUCCUCACCAAUUUGGUAGAUGUGCUGUUGUUGGGAACUCAGGUGAUCUUCUUAAAACUAAAUUUGGGGAUGAAAUUGAUUCUUAUGAUGCCGUCUUCAGAGAAAAUGGUGCACCCACCCAGAAUUACACUGAAUAUGUUGGUACAAAGAGUACAUUUCGCCUUCUGAAUAGAGGAUCUGCAAAGGCACUAGAUAAAGUUGUUGAGUUAGAUGCUAAAGGAACAGGGCUUAAAGCUCUUGAAUUCGCCCUUUCCAUCUGUGACAGUGUUGAUAUGUAUGGCUUCACAGUAGACCCAGGUUACAAGGAAUGGACAAGGUACUUUUCAGAGGUCAGAAAGGGACACACUCCACUACAUGGUAGAGCAUAUUAUCAGAUGAUGGAAUGUCUUGGUCUGGUAAAAAUCCAUUCACCGAUGCGAGGUGAUCCUGGCAGGACAGUGAAGUGGCUGCCUACCAGGGCUACCAUCGAGGCUGCCAGAGUUGCUUCUGAGAAGUUGUUGAAGAGACCUGGGGCUGGAAGUAAUAGCCCUCUGGGGACUUGCACCAUGAUAAAGAAGCGCAGGAAAGGGAAGGAACCAAACAGAUCUGGUCUACGAGAUGCUGCCAUGAAGCACCUCGAGGACAUGAAAGGUGCCACCAGGUAUCCCCUGGAGCGGAAUGCAGGGGGUGGGUACCUCUGCAUGAUCAAUGAUAGAUAG